ACGGAUUUCACUCAUACUUUAGUGAACGCCAAAUAAUCUGGGGGCUGUUUGACAAAAUAACGGCGGCUAAGAAUCCAAAAUCAAUUCACAUUCCAAGCCAUCAAUUUUUAUAUUAUUAGAAUCCCCUUCUCGCGUUCCAAAUUGGCGGAACGGAAAACAAAAUUGAAAAAAGUUGGCGUUCCUGUUCAAAUUUUGAGUCAUCUGAGUAUUGGGUAUUUAGCUUUGUACCAAUUAAAAAUUGGUUACAAUAGAGGGGAUCUUGAAGAUUUAGUGUUUGGGAGUGAAGGAUGAAUAUUCAGAAGAGAAGAGUGCAGCUUAUGCUGUUCGUUGCAGGCCUUGUCAUUCUUAGUACGAUUGCGGAAAAGUGCAGGCAAUUAGUAGGUGAAGAUAGGUCAUCAAAAAGUGGGAAGUUUACAUGGAUUAAUUGCUUUGACAUGAGUUCAGGAACACUAGCCUGUGUUACAAAAGAAGGGGUGAAACUUUACGUUUAUAAUAUUAGAGCAGCACAUGUAGAAAAGACAAGGCAGAUGGCUUUUCAAAUUGCAUUGAAUGAGGCCAUAUCUGGAGGGUUAAGUGGGAAUGCUGCAACAAAGCAAGCAAAGAAAGCAGGUGAUAAAUCAGCAAAGAUGGCUUCCAGACAAGCAAGGCGCAUAAUCGGACCUAUAUUGUCAUCAGGGUGGGACUUCUUUGAAGCCUUGUACUAUGGUGGAACCAUCACAGAAGGGUGCAUGAGAGGUUCUGGAACAUUAUUGGGUGCUUAUAUGGGAGGAUUUAAGGGGGAGCAAACUCUUGGUCGAUUUGGUUAUCUUAUUGGCAGCCAGUUUGGAAGUUGGCUUGGUGGAAGGGUGGGGCUUAUGUUCUAUGAUGUUAUAGAUGGAGUGUAUUAUAUGAUGUAUGGUGCUACAUAAACAGAAUUCUGAAAUGUCACAUGAGACAUUUGUAGAUCAUAUAUAACAGUGAUGAAUGAUUUUAGAGAAUUUAUGGAGGUGGAGGAGGAAAGUUUGAUCCCAUCAGUUCAUGCCACAUGGAUAUUCUUUUGAUUUCUGGUAAAAGGAUUACAAUUGCAAAUUUCUAUCAACAAUCAGUUCUACUGAUAUGUCAAAUACAUAUACUAGGGAUUCGAUUAGGUCAAUUCACAAUUAUUUUCCUUGAGGUAUGCAGCACUAUUUGUCACGAUUUGUCUUACACUGUAGACUUGUGCACUGUAUAAUUAACAUCUUGAUUCUUUAGUCAUUGUUAUGGGAACUAUACUAGUUGCUUGAUUAAAGUCAAUCAGUAAUGAUUGUAAAUUUGUUAACAUAUAUAUGCAAAAUGAGUAUCACUGAUGAUUAUUUG
Molecule: messenger RNA, 1335 nt
Organism: Cryptomeria japonica (Japanese cedar)
Lineage: Eukaryota; Viridiplantae; Streptophyta; Pinopsida; Cupressales; Cupressaceae
Exons: 2
Coding region: 288-908 (206 amino acids)
Source: RefSeq, a predicted model, not a curated record